UGGCAAUGGAUUCGAUCAGAGCUCUGAUUCAAUUGACUGUUGUUUAUCAUUUAUGUUUACUGUCAAAGAACGAAAAUUCUUAAUACGUGCAUCUCCACUGCAUGCACGCUACCAUUGCACACUUGCAGUCAAACACCGUUUUUACAUUAGCCGAGCUAUCAGUUGAUAGACGAUCGCGAUGAGUGAUGAAUCGGAGGACGGCGACAGUGUGUUCAGUAGCGGCGUUCAGUCGUCGUGCAAGCUGCACAAGGACACGUCGAUCCUUCGCUCGUACCAUCUCAGGACCUUCAGUACUAUCAUACGAGGCAACUCUCCGCAGCUUGUGCGCACUCCGCACGUCAUCGUCAUGGUCGGCCUGCCCGCCCGCGGCAAGACCUACAUCUCCAAGAAGCUGAUGCGAUACCUCAACUGGAUCGGCGUCAACACGCGGGUGUUCAACGUCGGUGACUACCGCCGCAAGGCGUGCGUCAGCGCGUGUUACCAGAGCAACGACUUCUUCAGCGUUGACAACGAGGAGGCGCAGACGCUCCGCAACCAGGCGGCGGUGGAGGCGCUCGAGGACAUGUGCCAUUGGCUGGAGGACGACGGCGAGGUCGGGAUUUACGACGCCACGAACACCACCAGAGAGCGCCGGAAAAUGCUUCACAACAUCAUAACGGUAAAGUACGGCUACAAGGUGCUGUUCGUGGAAAGCGUCUGCAACGAUCCGGCCGUCGUCGAGAGCAACAUCAUGGAGGUGAAGGUCAACAGUCCGGACUACAAGGGUGCCGACCCUGAGUUUGUCGUGAAGGACUUCUGUGAGCGGAUCGAGCAUUACAAGCGCGCGUACGAGCCGAUCGAUGAGAAGCUCGACAGCACAUACUCCUUCAUCAAGCUGUUUGACGUCGGGGAGAAAUUCCUCGUUAACAAGGUUACAGAUCACAUUAUGGCUAAGAUAGUGUAUUAUCUAAUGAACAUUCAUAUCACACCGAGGACAAUCUACCUGACCCGACACGGGGAGAGCGAUUUCAACAUGGAUGGCAAGAUCGGCGGAGAUUCUGACCUCACAGAGCGAGGCCAACAGUACGCUCAGGCGCUGGCCAAGUACGUUGAGGAGCAGAACGUGCCGCACAUGCGCGUGUGGACGAGUCACAUGAAGCGCACGAUCCAGACUGGCGCCUCCAUCGAAGGCACGCAGGAGCGCUGGAAGGCUCUCAACGAGAUCGACGCGGGCGUCUGUGAGGAGAUGACAUAUCAGGACAUCGAGAAGAAGUUUCCGCAGGAGUUUGCGCUCAGGGAUCAGAACAAGUUCCGCUACCGCUACCCCGGCGGCGAAUCUUACGAAGACCUCGUCGCUAGACUCGAGCCGGUGAUAAUGGAACUGGAGAGGCAAGGUAACAUCAUGGUCAUUAGCCACCAGGCCGUAAUCCGAUGCUUGCUCGCUUAUUUCCUCGACAAAGACUACGAUGAGUUGCCGUAUCUAACCUGCCCCUUGCACACUGUCUUGAAACUGACGCCAACGGCUAUGGGCUGCAUUGUAGAACAGAUUACAUUUAACAUUGGCUGUGCCAACACCCACAGACCUAAACCCACCUCGCCGAAUGGCACGUACAGCAACGACGACUCGGGGAAUCUGACGACGCGGUAACCAUGAGCAGCAGACCUCGUCACCGUCGUCGUCGGUAACCAUGGAGAUGGCGAGCGCGGAUGCCAGGUUGCCAUAGUUGCAGAGUCCACUGUCGAGCCUGCGGCUUGGGUUCCCACAAUGCACCUCGUACGGGUACGAAUUCAUGCGCAGUAACCUCAAUAUGUAAAUAUAGACAUACGUGUAGCCACUGUUUCUUAACGCGGGAAGGGAUGCUGCGUUAUCACGAAGCGAUGAUGUAACGUCGUUGCCCGUGCUCACAAUAAUAAACGCUGCAUAUAAAACGUUCACGACGCAAUACUAUGUAUACGUGAUGAGAGUGCAUGGAUGGUCCAAUCCUGUGUCAACUUUAGUAUUUGCCUUGCAUGUUGUUCGGCGCAGUAUCAUGCUAUUAUAGACAGGGCGUAUGCGACAGCAUCAGACAGUGUGCAAAUCAUGCAAGGUUGUGUAAUAAUUAAACAGUAUUUAUGUUGUGUGUUGUCAGCAGUGGUACAGUUCGUUAAUAUAUAUAGACAUUCUAAGUUCUCCAAAGUCUUCUAUGAAACAGUUUCCGUGGCAGGCAUGAUACAUGUCUUCAUUCUAUAAUAUCACCAGCCCUUGUAGACUGGAGGCAGUAAGCUUGUUGAAAGAUGCUUUUUGCUGUGUAAAUAUAUAGGUAUGUUAAAAUAAAGAUGUUGUUGUUUGUUGUUGCAAAA
Priapulus caudatus is the source of this 2319-nucleotide messenger RNA. RefSeq names its product 6-phosphofructo-2-kinase/fructose-2,6-bisphosphatase-like. The coding region runs from base 179 to 1627 and encodes 482 amino acids. The record is from RefSeq and is a predicted model, not a curated record. Gene Ontology annotation, cellular component: cytosol. Gene Ontology annotation, biological process: fructose metabolic process; fructose 2,6-bisphosphate metabolic process. Gene Ontology annotation, molecular function: fructose-2,6-bisphosphate 2-phosphatase activity; 6-phosphofructo-2-kinase activity; ATP binding. The transcript has 12 exons. NCBI's taxonomy places the organism in Eukaryota, Metazoa, Priapulida, Priapulimorpha, Priapulimorphida, Priapulidae.